This is a messenger RNA of Rhincodon typus (whale shark), 924 nucleotides long. It is a transcript of the gene grifin, whose product is annotated as galectin-related inter-fiber protein. The transcript is spliced from 4 exons. The record is from RefSeq and is a predicted model, not a curated record. Gene Ontology annotation, molecular function: carbohydrate binding. NCBI's taxonomy places the organism in Eukaryota, Metazoa, Chordata, Chondrichthyes, Orectolobiformes, Rhincodontidae. Bases 246 to 665 code for a protein of 139 amino acids.
GUUGAAGCACUGUUUUCCAACAUAGUAAUUCCAAUCUCUUCUCCUCUCAUCAGACGAUUUUAUGUCUGAUUCACAGUCACAGACUAAACACAGCUUUCCUGUGUUUGGCACACAGCUCCCUGCAUCUGCUUUGUCAAGUCGAUAAUCCUGUCUCACGUGGUCCCAAUUCUUCUUUAUAUUUGUUUCCCAGCUGGAACCGAUGUGAAGCCAGAUUCUCAGUGCACAGCUGGAUCAGAACAGAUAAAAUGGCUUUAAAGUUUGAAGCCGUGUGUCCUGAGGGCCUGUGUCCUGGUUGGAAUGUGACACUAAAAGGUGAACCAAGCCUAGAAGCAAAAAGGUUUGAAAUCAAUUUUGUGUGUGACAGUACUGAAGAAAUAGCAUUCCAUUUUAACCCACGCUUUACUGAGUCAUCACUGGUGUGUAAUUCCUACCUGGCCAACAAGUGGGGUGAGGAGGAACGAGUCACAUCAUGUCCACUUGAAGUUGAGGAACCAUUCCAGGUUGAUAUUUAUUCUGAUGAGGAAUAUUUUCACGUGUUGCUUGAUGGGACUGCUGUUUGUCAGUUCAAACAUCGUAUUGAGGAACUCAAUUCCAUCACCAAGGUGCAGGUGCUGCAUGAUGUCAAUGUUUCCUCAGUAGAAUUUACCAAAAAAGCCUUUUGGUAAUUGUUAUGGAAAAGCCAGCAAUGAAGAGAUGCUGACAUCAAACUAAACAGAGAUGUGGAAAGCCGGACUUUGGUCACCACGUUGUUCAUAAAAAAGAAAAACCUGAUUAUGAACUGUCAAGUCUUAAUGAAAAAUUGUGUCGAAACAAGAUUCAAUUAUGUUGAUCCAUAUGACAACAGUGACCUACUUCAAAAGAUCAAAAAACUCCAAUGGCUUGGUUGCAUUGUUGACUGAAACCUUACACUUAAAUUUACGACUU